This is a messenger RNA of Rhincodon typus (whale shark), 2064 nucleotides long. Its product is annotated as protein BCAP-like. Gene Ontology annotation, cellular component: ciliary basal body; centrosome. The transcript has 14 exons. The record is from RefSeq and is a predicted model, not a curated record. Bases 1 to 1809 code for a protein of 602 amino acids. Gene Ontology annotation, biological process: negative regulation of cilium assembly. Lineage: Eukaryota; Metazoa; Chordata; Chondrichthyes; Orectolobiformes; Rhincodontidae.
AUGGGAAUUGUUCAGUUUUCAGGGUAUGCAGCGAACAUAAAGUCUGAGGAGGAGCCAAAUGCAUCAAAUUGGAUAAGUGAAGACUGUGAAACUGACGCAGAAGAACUUACUCAAUCAACCAACAAAAAUAGGACUUUUCUGGAGAGUUUUGAAAAGUUACAGAAAGAGCUGGACUGGAUAGGGCAGGAAAAGGAAAGCCUUGCUGAGGAGAACAUGUUGUUGACUGCACUUAAAGAAGCUGAAAUGGCAUCAAUAUCUGCAGCUGAGCAGGUGGCAAGACUUCGGAACUCCGUUGCCGAAUUAAUGCAGGUGAAUCAACUUCCAGCCUCGGGGUUUAGUGGAUUUACUGAAGAAAAGAACAUGUUUCUAGAGAAACUGGAAAAUUUCAAGAUUGCAAGCCAAAAGUUACAAUACCUCUUGACGGAGCAAUGGAAUUCUGAGCCUUGUAUGGAUUGUACCAACAGACAAGUCAAAGUGUUGACACAGAAGCUGACAAGAUGUGAAACUGAAAAUAUUCAUUUAAAAAGAAGACUGCAGGAUGUUGAGAACAAUGCUAAAGAAGCUUUGGAGCUAUGUCAGAUGGAAAAGGUUAAUUCUUGCUUUGUAAAGCAGCUGUCAAAGUCUGUUGAAGCAACCCAAGCUCGUCUACAAGGGCAGCUUAGAAACAAAGAAGUCAGAAACAACAGAAUGUCAAGUCAGAUCCUGAAAUUUGAGGGCACUGUAACUGGCCAGAAGUUGCAGAUCACCCACCUUAAAUCACAGCUGGUAGCUCUGGAAGAGCAGCUUGCUGCGGACGAAGAGGUUCUAAAGAAGGCAACACGGGCUCAAAGAAAGAGAGCAGAGAGAUUUGAAGCUGCUGUGGAAGACCUUAAUUCCCAGGUCAAGGAAAAGGAUCUGAAGCUGCUAGAGGUGCGACUGGACAUUGACAGCUGGAAGAAACAACAUGAUUUGGCUUUUGAUGAAAGGGCCCAGUUGGAAACUGAAAAAUUUUCUCUCUCCCAUCAGGUGGCUGGUCUCGAGGAACAGUUUCAGAGAGCUACAGAAAGAAGCAGAUCCACAAGCCAUGAAUUUCUCAACAAAUUACACAACAGCAACUUGGAAAACUCCAAUCUCAAACUGGAAAAUGCGCAAUUAAAGGCCAUGGUUACAGCUAUGGAAGAAAAUGUAUCAGUGACAACAGCAGGACUUGAACAGCUCAAAGCCAAAGCUGAACAUCAGAAGGAAGUUGUUAUACAUUCCGAAACACAGGCUGACAACCAGAACUUUAAAUUGAAAUCAUCUUCGGAAAUGGUGGAAUCUUUGAGUGAAGAGAAGCAGAAAUUGCAGAUGACAUUAGAAGUUCUUUCUUGGAAACUGAAGGAGGUUAAUUUACACAAUGAAGAACUAAAAGAGACAAUGGCACAACAAGAAGAAGCUUUUCUGCUUAGCAAAUCUCAGCUAGAAGAGAGGACAUGGGAAUCUGCUGCGCUGCGUCGACAGCUGGAAGCUGCUUUACAUGAUGUUACUGAAAAGGUCAGAGAGGUGAAGGAUCAGACCGAAACUCAAGAACAUGCCCUUCAGAGCAAACUACAUAGCCUUGGAUCGGAAUUAAAUAGAAAGACCAAAGAACUGCAACAGCUUCAAUGGAACAAGAAUAAUGCUGAGAGGAAUCACGAAACACAUCUGCAGGAGUUGAGGCUCAGUCUUGAGCAAUCAGAGAACGAAAACCAGAGCAUUCAGAAUUACAUGCGUUUUCUGAAAUUGUGCUAUACAAUCAUGUUUGGAGACAACACCAUAACAGACUUUCAUGGUGAGCCAGCAUUGAGAUGAGUAACUUAAUCAUCACAGGAUUUGAUGGAGACUUGCAAUGGCCACCCAUUUAACGUUUGUUUUAUACUUAAUUAUGAAAUUUUAAAUUUGACUUUUAUUAAGAAAAUUAAGUAAAGAUCAUGCAAAUUGUGCUGGAUGUAUUUUUCCCUGUGAUUAAACGCAAAUACUGCACAAAAGAAAGAACUACUGUAUUUAAUGUUCCUAAACUAAUAUGCUUGAAUAUUAUGUUUUUCAGCCCAAUUUCCAUCUAAUGUC